Messenger RNA from Colletotrichum graminicola M1.001, 228 nucleotides. RefSeq lists its product as uncharacterized. The record is from RefSeq and is a predicted model, not a curated record. Bases 1 to 228 code for a protein of 75 amino acids. The transcript has a single exon. NCBI's taxonomy places the organism in Eukaryota, Fungi, Ascomycota, Sordariomycetes, Glomerellales, Glomerellaceae.
AUGUGCGAGUGGUACCGCCGCAACUAUGCCUGCGGGCACCACUUUACGGGCGCCUCCGAGUGGUGCUAUCGAUACAGUCAGACGCAGAAACGCUGCAAGGUCGUCGUGACGCAGGUCGACUACGACUCGUCCGUGUGCAAGAGCUGUAUGAAGAAGAGCGCCAAAACACAAGUGCCCUGGGAGCACAUGAUUGACCGCUCCAAAUUCGACCCGAACCGAGACGAGUGA